Messenger RNA from Brassica rapa (field mustard), 2843 nucleotides. RefSeq names its product protein FAR1-RELATED SEQUENCE 2. Gene Ontology annotation, molecular function: zinc ion binding. The record is from RefSeq and is a predicted model, not a curated record. Gene Ontology annotation, biological process: regulation of DNA-templated transcription. NCBI's taxonomy places the organism in Eukaryota, Viridiplantae, Streptophyta, Magnoliopsida, Brassicales, Brassicaceae.
UCUCGUUCAACGCUCGACGUCGUUUUGAGUCUCCCCACUUUGAGUCUCUAGCGAAGCGAUGUUGUUCUUCUCUUGAACUCCACGCUCAGACGGCGGAGAAGAUUCGAUUUCGAACUGCCAACCAUAGGCUCUAUGUUUAUGACUUCCUUCACAUGAAUAAAGCUGAAAGAAAAUGGAUCAAGCGUAGGUGUUGAUGGUCCUGAUAGUUUUGGAUGAGAUGGAUAUUGAAGGUGUUGCGAUAGAUCUUCUGUCAAGAAAUGGUGGCAAUGUAGAUGAGCCUUGUGAGGCGAGCACGAGUGGAAACGCUACUAGCACCACCGUAGAGCAUUUCGCAACUCUUGGCGAGCCCCAAAACGGCAUGGAGUUCGAGUCCAAGGAGGCUGCGUACUAUUUCUACAGAGAAUACGCUCGAUCAUUCGGAUUUGGCAUCACAAUAAAAGCCAGCCGCCGUUCAAAGAGAUCAGGAAAGUUCAUCGAUGUCAAAAUAGCGUGCUCAAGAUUCGGAGCCAAGCGCGAGUCAACCGCGGCUGUAAUAAACCCGCGGUCAUGUCCAAAGACGGGUUGCAAAGCUGGUCUUCAUAUGAAGAGGAAAGAAGACGAGAAAUGGGUUAUAGUUAGUUUCAUAAAAGAACAUAACCACGAGAUCUGUCCGGAUGAUUUUUACGCCAGCGUAAGGGGAAAGAACAAGCCUGCUGCUGGUGCGUCAGCGCAUCAAAAGAAAGGUCUUCAGUUAGCUCUAGAAGAGGACGACUUCAAGUUGAUGCUCGAGCGUUUUGCGGAGAUGCAAUCUAAGCAGCCUGGUUUCUUCUACGCGGUGGAUUUCGACUCUGAGAAACGUAUAAGAAACGUGUUUUGGCUCGACGUGAAGGCUAAGCAAGACUAUUACAGUUUCUCUGAUGUUGUUCUCUUCGACACGUUUUACCUUAGGAGCGGGUACAGAGUCCCGUUUGCUCCUUUCGUCGGGGUUAACCAUCACCGUCGAUAUGCGCUGCUUGGAUGUGCGUUGAUAGGAGAAGAGAGCGAGUCAACUUACUCGUGGCUGUUUCGGACGUGGCGUAAAGCAGUAGGAGGUCAAGCUCUUGGAGUGAUGAUAACGGAUCAGGAUAAGGUUCUAAGCGACGUCGUUGCCGAAGUGUUUCCAAGUGCUCGUCAUUGUUUCUCUUUGUGGAGUGUGAUGAGUAAGAUCCCUGAGAUGGUGAAUCCUUUAGAUGAUGGUUUCACGGAGUGUUUUAGAGACUGCGUGGACGGAGCUUGGACCGAUGAGCAGUUCGAAAGGAGCUGGUCAGAGAUGGUUGAUAAGUUUGAGCUUAACGAGAACGAGUGGCUCCACUCGCUGUUUAGAGAUCGGAGGAAGUGGGUGCCACGUUACUUUCACGGUCUUUCUUUCGCUGGGUUGUCUGGACCCGAGAGAUGUGGAAGCGUCGUCUGUCAUUUCGACAAGUAUAUGAACUCAGAAGCUACGUUCAGUGGCUUCUUUGAAGAAUACACGAAGUUUCUGCAGUAUCGUUACGAUGUGGAAGCGAAGGAUGAUCUUGAUUCUCAGAGCAAACAACCUACACUGAGAUCUUCUUUAGCUUUCGAGAAACAGCUUUCGUUGAUCUACACAGACGCUGCUUUUAAGAAGUUCCAAGCUGAGGUGCUUGGAGUUGUCUCUUGUCAACUCCAGAAAGAAAGAGAAGAUGAAACGACAGCUAUAUUCCGCGUUGAGGAUUUUGAAAAACGCCGAAACUUCUUCGUUUCUGUGAACAAAGAGGUGUUGGAUGUGUGCUGCUCUUGCUAUUUAUUCGAGUACCAAGGGUUCCUAUGCAAACAUGCGAUGAUCGUACUUCAAAACUCUGACGUUUCCUGCAUUCCAUCUCAGUAUAUACUGAAGCGCUGGUCAAAGAAGGGUAACAACAGAGAAGAAAAACACGAAGAAGGAGCCGCUGUAGAUAACCGGAUGGCGCGUUUUGAUGAUCUUUGUCAGCGUUUUGUGAAGCUUGGAGAAGUUGCAUCUUUGUCAGAUGAAGCCUACAAGACUGCUUUACAGUUUUUGGAGAAAAACUUGAAGAAAUGUGUUAGUGUGAAUAGUUCUCCAAAGUUAAUGACAAGUGGGUCUAUUGGCUUCGAAAAUGAAGGUAUGUUGGACUCUGCAUCGAAACUGUCCAAGAAAAAGAAAACUCAGAAGAAAAGAAAGGCAUAUAAUGGACCAGAGGAUGUGACAAACGGGUCAGAAGAACUCCGCCAAGAACCUGAACAAGUUAGCUCCAGAGCUCCUACCUUUGAGAACUGUUACAUUCCUCAAGCAGCAGAUAUGGAAGCAACCGAGCUAGGCUCCCAUGCCGCACCUCUUGGGAUCUAUUAUUCGACUCAACAGACUAUUGGAUUCUCAUCGGUUUCUUCUGGCCAGGAGGGUUACUACGGAUAUCCGGCAACGAUACAAGCAAUGGGAAACUUGCAUUCAGUUCAUGGACGGAUGAAUCAAUAUGAGACACAACCAAGCAUCCAAGGAGCUUUCCAGGGACAGACAGGUUUCAGGGGAAGCGCUAUCCGUGGCGGCUAUGACAUGGAAGAAACUCUGCACGACAUGACGAUGGAGUCUUCACAGUUUCAGGGCUCUGGUCCGAGCCAUCCGGGUGAUCACCGUUUGUCCCACUAACAGAACAAGCUCAAGAGUUGCUUUUACAUAACUUAAAAACAAAUUAGUAUAUGCUUUUUGUACAGAAAAAAGAGUACAUUCAUAUUCUGGAAAUGGCUUUGAGGUAACUUUUACUCUGAAUGUAGAACAAAUGGAUUGAAAAGUAUUCACAGUUUGUUGUAGUUACCAUUAAAAAGUUAUACACAACCUUAGGUUGACCUUGAGG